AUGAGUAAUGAAAAGAAAACCGCAAUUGGUCUACGGGAAAGGUUGCUGAGCGCUGUUGCGGGUUCACUGCUAACAUCACUGAUAUUAACACCAAUGGAUGUGGUAAGAAUACGACUUCAGCAACAACAGAUGUUGUAUGAUUGCGUCUGCGAUACGGAGGGGACUCCUCUGGCUAAAAUGGGGCCUGGAAAGGGUCUUUUCUGGCAAGAUUCUUGCUUUCAAGAUGUGAGUUGCAAGACGGGACCAGUAAAAUACAAUAGCACCUGGGAUGCGUUUGGGAAAAUAGCAAAAAUGGAAGGCAUAACUAGUCUUUGGAGAGGCAUAUCGAUCACCUUAUUGAUGGCUGCACCGGCCAAUAUGGUAUAUUUCAUUGGGUACGAAACUCUGCGAGAUAAGACGCAGCUGCAAGAUACGUAUCCAGUGUUGAAUCCACUUAUUUGCGGUGCUGCGGCUCGAGUUUUGGCCGCCACCGUUGUGGCACCUUUGGAACUAAUACGAACACGUCUUCAAAGCAUUCCAAGGUCGAAUUCCAAUAGCACAGCGGCCAUGAUGAUUAAAGAUUUGAUUAAAGAGUCUCGACUGGAGUUUUCAAAAAUUGGAUAUAAAGCUUUGUUCAAAGGUUUAGAAAUAACGCUUUGGCGGGACGUUCCCUUUAGCGCUAUUUACUGGGGUAGCUACGAAUUUUACAGAAAGAGAUCGGUAAACUACAUGAAUACUGUCUCUUCGAAUAAUCACUGGAAUCACUUCAUCGACAGUUUCAUUGGAGGAAGUAUUAGUGGUACCAUAGCCGCGAUUUUGACCCAUCCGUUCGACGUGGGUAAAACUCGGAUGCAAAUCCGUUUUUCCAUGAACAAUUUGAAUUCCUCGCAUCCUUCAAAAAACAUGUUCAGGUAUCUAGACGAGAUACGAAAAAAUGAAGGUAUUGUCGCAUUGUACACAGGUCUCUUACCAAGACUCAUAAAAGUCGCACCUAGUUGUGCCAUUAUGAUAUCAACUUACGAAGUUUGCAAGCUUCUGUUCAGCACUUAG
Messenger RNA from Lachancea lanzarotensis, 1029 nucleotides. RefSeq names its product LALA0S10e01222g1_1 (gene MTM1). The record is from RefSeq and is a predicted model, not a curated record. NCBI's taxonomy places the organism in Eukaryota, Fungi, Ascomycota, Saccharomycetes, Saccharomycetales, Saccharomycetaceae. The transcript has a single exon. Bases 1 to 1029 code for a protein of 342 amino acids. Gene Ontology annotation, biological process: mitochondrial transmembrane transport.